GGCCGGCGGCCAUGUUGGAUUUAAAGGGGCUGCGCGGCUGAGGACCGGGUGCUGCUGGGCUGGGCUCACGCCCCGCCCCGGGACCGCGACCGGGACUGAGACCGCCACCGUCUUCGAGACCGAGCGCCGAGCAGUGUGGUUGGCUGCCGAGCGCCUGGUGCCUGCGCUUCUGCUAGAGCCGGAGUGCAGCGCGGUGGGAGCCGCGCAUCGCCGCAGCCUGCGCUUCCCCUCAGCGCCGGGGCCUCCGGGAGUGCCAGCGCUGGACAAGCUGCUGCAGGCAGCCAGGGCUGCAGAAGCAGGACUAUGUCCACCAUGGUGUACCCAAGGGAGGAGAAACUGGACAAGUUGAGCCAAGAGGAGAUAAUUUCCAACACCAAGCUAGUGAUGCAGGGGCUGGAGGCACUCAAGAAUGAACACAACUCCAUCCUACACAGCUUGCUGGAAACCAUAAAGUGCCUGAAGAAAGACGAAGAAGCCAAUCUCGUGCAUGAAAAAUCCAACCUGCUCCGCAAGUCAGUGGAGAUGAUCGAGUUGGGGCUUGGAGAGGCUCAGGUGAUGAUGGCAUUGUCCAACCAUCUGAAUGCUGUGGAGUCAGAGAAGCAGAAGCUGCGUGCACAGGUGCGGAGGCUGUGCCAGGAGAACCAGUGGCUGCGUGAUGAGCUUGCCAACACCCAGCAGAAGCUGCAGCGCAGUGAGCAAACCGUGGCUCAGCUGGAGGAGGAGAAGAAACACCUCGAGUUCAUGAACCAGCUGAAGAAGUACGAUGAGGAUGUCUCACCUUCGGAGGAGAAGGAGGGUGACUCCGCCAAGGACUCUCUGGAUGAUCUGUUCCCGAAUGAGGAGGAGGAGCAUGGUCCUGGAUUGCCCCACCAGCACAGUAGUGCAGUGGCAGCUGCCCAGCAGGGAGGCUAUGAGAUCCCUGCACGCCUGCGCACGCUCCACAACCUUGUCAUCCAGUACGCCUCACAGGGACGCUACGAGGUGGCUGUGCCACUCUGCAAGCAGGCGCUGGAGGACCUGGAGAAGACAUCUGGCCACGAUCACCCUGAUGUGGCCACCAUGCUCAACAUCCUGGCACUAGUGUACAGGGAUCAAAAUAAAUACAAAGAGGCAGCACACCUCUUGAAUGAUGCACUCUCCAUCCGUGAGAAGACUCUGGGCAAAGACCACCCAGCGGUGGCAGCAACUUUGAACAACCUGGCUGUUCUCUACGGCAAGAGAGGGAAGUACAAAGAAGCAGAGCCGCUGUGUAAGCGAGCCCUGGAGAUCCGUGAGAAGGUCCUAGGCAAAGACCAUCCUGAUGUGGCAAAGCAGCUGAACAAUCUAGCCCUGCUGUGCCAGAACCAGGGCAAGUACGAUGAGGUGGAGUACUAUUACUGCAGGGCUCUGGAGAUCUAUGAGAGCUGCCUGGGUCCUGAUGACCCCAACGUGGCCAAGACCAAGAACAACCUGGCCUCCUGUUACCUGAAGCAAGGCAAAUACAAAGAUGCAGAGGUGCUGUAUAAGGAGAUCCUCACACGUGCUCACGUGAAGGAGUUUGGCUCUGUGGAUGAUGAACACAAACCAAUCUGGAUGCACGCAGAGGAGAGAGAGGAGAUGAGCAAGAGCAAGCACAGAGACAGCGCUCCCUAUGCUGAGUACGGCGGCUGGUACAAGGCCUGUAAGGUCAGCAGCCCGACGGUGAACACCACGCUGAGGAACCUGGGUGCUCUGUACCGGCGCCAGGGCAAGCUGGAGGCGGCGGAGACCUUGGAGGAGUGCGCGGUUCGCUCCCGGCGGCAGGGCAUUGACCCAAUCAACCAGACCAAGGUGGUGGAGAUCCUGAAGGAGGGUGAUGGCACAGAGAGACGUCGGAGCCUGGGGGGCAGCGUCAAGUAUGAGAAUGCCACAGACGGUAGCGAGGAAGUGAGUAUGGGCGUGGAAUGGAGCGGGGCUUAAAUGCCUCCCGAGACUCCCUCUUUCCCCUCCACCGCAAUCACCUGGAUGUUUGUGUUGUAUCUUCCGACUUUUCCUCCACACCAUCCCUCCUUCCUCGGCAAGGACUCCACGCCAGCCCCCCAACCCUCCCGGCGCGCGAGGGCACCGCCACGGCUGCAGAGGAGUGAGGUCCUGGCCAGCGCCAGCCCCAGCCCCAUGGCCAACAAGAGCAGGAAGAAGCUGCGUGGAGCUGCCCGCUCCCCUAGGCCAGGGCCACGGGCACCGUCCCCUCGCGUGUCCCCACCCCAGCCUGCCCCUGUGCGUUGCUGGGGACCAGGCCUGCAGGGGAUUGUCUUCACUCCAGGCGUUCCGACUCCGCCAUCAUUAGCCAUCCUCAGCCCUCCUAGCUUGUUCCCUCCAUCUCUGCAGAAGCCAGGAGCGAGGCAUGAAGAUGGGGAGCCCUUGUGGGACAGGGAGGCCUGGCCCUGGCAGGGCUGUCAUGUGCCCAGUUGCUUUCUUCCCUGUAGGCUUAGCUGAUUUUAGUGCCCUGUAGCAAACCUGCGCUGGCCACUGGUGCGCUGGGCUCUCCCUGCAGCGUAGGGCAGUCCCUGUCUUGCUUCCCCCUCCCUGCUGAGCUCUGUGAUCUAGUGGCAGCAUGUAGGCCUCUGUAGGGACAUAGGGUGGCCUGUAGCUACUGUACAUCCAAGACAAGGUGAGGGGGUGACAGCUAAGCGCCAUGCAUGAAGCAGGGUCUUGCCAGGACAAGCAUGUUUGGAGGCAACCUCCUGACCUGAUGCUGUAGCCUAAUUCCUGAUGACAUUAAGGGGUGGAUUGGCUCCCCCUUGCUCCAGGGUCCCCAGGCAUGGUUGCUGGGAGAGGCGAGGUGAAUCUGUUCAGUGUUCCAUGCAGGCAGAGGAAGGGCAGGAGGAAAGCAGAGCUUUUCUGCAGGGGCCAGGCUCCACGCUGUUAGAAGUGGUUGAUACAGGGAAUGGGCUGGUUUGGAGCGGUGGUUGGGAGAAAAUGUGCAAAGAAGGAUGUGAGGAAAGGAAGAGUUGGGGCUUGGAGUGCUCUGAGGAUGUGGAGGCAGAUGGGAUGGUUUGAGGGAGGUUUCCACAGGAGCUGAAGGAGCAGGUUAAUCACGGAAGGGGGGAAAUUCCUGAACACAGGACCUGGCUGAGCAGGCUGGUCCUGGGCUGUGAGUUCCUGCCUGGCUGUCCCUAGCCAAGCAGGAGGGAAACCUGUAACCCUGACACUGCUAGGAAGGCAAUGCUGACCCUUGUCGUGCGUGGAGGUGGCUCAGUGCCUCUGAUGGGACUCCAGACCUGCACAGGGUCUGAUGCUGUCAGUCCCUACUGGGAAGGGGGAAGUUUUCCAGGGCCUUGAGCCUCAUCCCACCUCCUAUGGGAUGUGAACCCUGGCCCUCCUACCUGUGAAGGAAGCUGGGGAGGCUGCAGCCAGCAGGAUAGAGCCCAGAGGCCAGCGCAGGAGCCCAUUUAUUUAUUUAGCUAGCUAAUUUGCCUCAUGCUAUCAUCUGGCAGGUUGUGAUACUAAAUGUGCUUAUGUCUGCCUGGGCCUGGCUUUCCUGUGGGGGUGCAGAGACCUUGGGGCAUGUGCAUCCUGCUGCCCUGGGAGCUUGUGCUUGCUGACAGGAGCUUUGUCCCUGUGACCAUGGAGUGCAGAGCCCAGGGCUGAGUGCUCCGGGCUGUGCCUCCUCUGCCUCUCUCCCAGCGCCGCUCCACGCUCUGGGGAGCGGUGAGUCCCCAGCACAGGGUGCGUUCAGGCCUGUGUGUGCUUUGCCCUGUGCUGGACCCGGUGCUGUAACAACCGUACCUCUGAUUAAAGGCAGACAGACCCGAA
Molecule: messenger RNA, 3774 nt
Organism: Pezoporus flaviventris
Lineage: Eukaryota; Metazoa; Chordata; Aves; Psittaciformes; Psittacidae
Gene: KLC4
Product: kinesin light chain 4
Exons: 15
Coding region: 304-1938 (544 amino acids)
Biological process (GO): microtubule-based movement
Cellular component (GO): kinesin complex; cytoplasm; membrane-bounded organelle
Molecular function (GO): kinesin binding
Source: RefSeq, a predicted model, not a curated record